Messenger RNA from Salvelinus fontinalis (brook trout), 5766 nucleotides. Its product is annotated as serine-rich adhesin for platelets-like. The transcript is spliced from 3 exons. The coding region runs from base 1 to 5766 and encodes 1921 amino acids. Lineage: Eukaryota; Metazoa; Chordata; Actinopteri; Salmoniformes; Salmonidae. The record is from RefSeq and is a predicted model, not a curated record.
AUGCAAGCCACCACUGACACUGGCCUCAACACAGUACUGACCAUCACUGACGCUGUCCUCAACACAGUACAGACCAUCACUGACUCUGUCCUCAACACAGUUCUGACCAUCACUGACCCUGUCCUCAACACAGUUCUGACCAUCACUGACCCUGUCCUCAACACAGUACAGACCAUCACUGACUCUGUCCUCAACACAGUACUGACCAUCAACGACUCUGUCCUCAACACAGUACAGACCAUCACUGACUCUGGCCUCAACACAGUACUGACCAUCACUGACUCUGUCCUUAACACAGUACUGACCAUCACUGACUCUGUCCUCAACACAGUACUGACCAUCACGGACUCUGGCCUCAACACAGUACAGACCAUCACUGACUCUGGCCUCAACACAGUACUGACCAUCACUGACUCUGGCCUCAACACAGUACAGACCAUCACUGACUCUGUCCUCAACACAGUACUGACCAUCACUGACUCUGUCCUCAACACAGUACAGACCAUCACUGACUCUGUCCUCAACACAGUACUGACCAUCACUGACUCUGUCCUCAACACAGUACUGACCAUCAAUGACUCUGUCCUCAACACAGUACAGACCAUCACUGACUCUGGCCUCAACACAGUACUGACCAUCACUGACUCUGGCCUCAACACAGUACUGACCAUCACUGACUCUGUCCUCAACACAGUACUGACCAUCACGGACUCUGGCCUCAACACAGUACAGACCAUCACUGACUCUGGCCUCAACACAGUACUGACCAUCACUGACUCUGGCCUCAACACAGUACAGACCAUCACUGACUCUGUCCUCAACACAGUACUGACCAUCACUGACUCUGUCCUCAACACAGUACAGACCAUCACUGACUCUGUCCUCAACACAGUACUGACCAUCACUGACGCUGUCCUCAACACAGUACUGACCAUCACUGACUCUGUCCUCAACACAGUACUGACCAUCACUGACUCUGUCCUCAACACAGUACAGACCAUCACUGACUCUGUCCUCAACACAGUACUGACCAUCACUGACGCUGUCCUCAACACAGUACUGACCAUCAUUGACUCUGUCCUCAACACAGUUCUGACCAUCACUGACCCUGUCCUCAACACAGUACAGACCAUCACUGACUCUGUCCUCAACACAUACGUACUGACCAUCACUGACUCUGUCCUCAACACAGUACUGACCAUCACUGACGCUGGCCUCAACACAGUACUGACCAUCACUGACGCUGGCCUCAACACAGUACAGACCAUCACUGACUCUGGCCUCAACACAGUACUGACCAUCACUGACUCUGGCCUCAACACAGUACAGACCAUCACUGACUCUGUCCUCAACACAGUACAGACCAUCACUGACUCUGUCCUCAACACAGUACAGACCAUCACUGACUCUGUCCUCAACACAGUACUGACCAUCACUGACGCUGGCCUCAACACAGUACUGACCAUCACUGACUCUGGCCUCAACACAGUACAGACCAUCACUGACUCUGUCCUCAACACAGUACUGACCAUCACUGACUCUUUCCUCAACACAGUACUGACCAUCACUGACACUGGCAUCAACACAGUACUGACCAUCACUGACGCUGUCCUCAACACAGUACUGACCAUCACUGACGCUGUCCUCAACACAGUACUGACCAUCACUGACGCUGGCCUCAACACAGAACUGACCAUCACUGACUCUGGCCUCAACACAGUACUGACCAUCACUGACUCUGGCCUCAACACAGUACUGACCAUCACUGACUCUGUCCUCAACACAGUACAGACCAUCACUGACGCUGGCCUCAACACAGUACUGACCAUCACUGACGCUGGCCUCAACACAGUACUGACCAUCACUGACGCUGGCCUCAACACAGUACAGACCAUCACUGACUCUGGCCUCAACACAGUACUGACCAUCACUGACUCUGGCCUCAACACAGUACAGACCAUCACUGACUCUGUCCUCAACACAGUACAGACCAUCACUGACUCUGUCCUCAACACAGUACAGACCAUCACUGACUCUGUCCUCAACACAGUACUGACCAUCACUGACGCUGGCCUCAACACAGUACUGACCAUCACUGACUCUGGCCUCAACACAGUACAGACCAUCACUGACUCUGUCCUCAACACAAUACUGACCAUCACUGACUCUUUCCUCAACACAGUACUGACCAUCACUGACACUGGCAUCAACACAGUACUGACCAUCACUGACGCUGUCCUCAACACAGUACUGACCAUCACUGACGCUGUCCUCAACACAGUACUGACCAUCACUGACGCUGGCCUCAACACAGAACUGACCAUCACUGACUCUGGCCUCAACACAGUACUGACCAUCACUGACUCUGGCCUCAACACAGUACUGACCAUCACUGACUCUGUCCUCAACACAGUACAGACCAUCACUGACGCUGGCCUCAACACAGUACUGACCAUCACUGACACUGGCCUCAACACAGUACAGACCAUCACUGACUCUGGCCUCAACACAGUACUGACCAUCACUGACUCUGGCCUCAACACAGUACAGACCAUCACUUACUCUGUCCUCAACACAGUACAGACCAUCACUGACUCUGUCCUCAACACAGUACUGACCAUCACUGACUCUGUCCUCAACACAGUACUGACCAUCACUGACUCUGGCCUCAACACAGUACAGACCAUCACUGACUCUGUCCUCAACACAGUACUGACCAUCACUGACACUGGCCUCAACACAGUACAGACCAUCACUGACUCUGGCCUCAACACAGUACUGACCAUCACUGACUCUUGCCUCAACACAGUACAGACCAUCACUGACUCUGUCCUCAACACAGUACUGACCAUCACUGACUCUGGCCUCAACACAGUACUGACCAUCACUGACUCUGGCCUCAACACAGUACAGACCAUCACUGACUCUGUCCUCAACACAGUACAGACCAUCACUGACUCUGGCCUCAACACAGUACUGACCAUCACUGACUCUGGCCUCAACACAGUACAGACCAUCACUGACUCUGGCCUCAACACAGUACUGACCAUCACUGACUCUGGCCUCAACACAGUACAGACCAUCACUGACUCUGGCCUCAACACAGUACAGACCAUCACUGACGCUGGCCUCAACACAGUACUGACCAUCACUGACACUGGCCUCAACACAGUACUGACCAUCACUGACUCUGGCCUCAACACAGUACUGACCAUCACUGACUCUGGCCUCAACACAGUACAGACCAUCACUGACUCUGUCCUCAACACAGUACAGACCAUCACUGACUCUGUCCUCAACACAGUACUGACCAUCACUGACUCUGUCCUCAACACAGUACUGACCAUCACUGACUCUGUCCUCAACACAGUACAGACCAUCACUGACGCUGGCCUCAACACAGUACUGACCAUCACUGACGCUGGCCUCAACACAGUACUGACCAUCACUGACGCUGGCCUCAACACAGUACAGACCAUCACUGACUCUGGCCUCAACACAGUACUGACCAUCACUGACUCUGGCCUCAACACAGUACAGACCAUCACUGACUCUGUCCUCAACACAGUACAGACCAUCACUGACUCUGUCCUCAACACAGUACAGACCAUCACUGACUCUGUCCUCAACACAGUACUGACCAUCACUGACGCUGGCCUCAACACAGUACUGACCAUCACUGACUCUGGCCUCAACACAGUACAGACCAUCACUGACUCUGUCCUCAACACAGUACUGACCAUCACUGACUCUUUCCUCAACACAGUACUGACCAUCACUGACACUGGCAUCAACACAGUACUGACCAUCACUGACGCUGUCCUCAACACAGUACUGACCAUCACUGACGCUGUCCUCAACACAGUACUGACCAUCACUGACGCUGGCCUCAACACAGAACUGACCAUCACUGACUCUGGCCUCAACACAGUACUGACCAUCACUGACUCUGGCCUCAACACAGUACUGACCAUCACUGACUCUGUCCUCAACACAGUACAGACCAUCACUGACGCUGGCCUCAACACAGUACUGACCAUCACUGACACUGGCCUCAACACAGUACAGACCAUCACUGACUCUGGCCUCAACACAGUACUGACCAUCACUGACUCUGGCCUCAACACAGUACAGACCAUCACUUACUCUGUCCUCAACACAGUACAGACCAUCACUGACUCUGUCCUCAACACAGUACUGACCAUCACUGACUCUGUCCUCAACACAGUACUGACCAUCACUGACUCUGGCCUCAACACAGUACAGACCAUCACUGACUCUGUCCUCAACACAGUACUGACCAUCACUGACACUGGCCUCAACACAGUACAGACCAUCACUGACUCUGGCCUCAACACAGUACUGACCAUCACUGACUCUUGCCUCAACACAGUACAGACCAUCACUGACUCUGUCCUCAACACAGUACUGACCAUCACUGACUCUGGCCUCAACACAGUACUGACCAUCACUGACUCUGGCCUCAACACAGUACAGACCAUCACUGACUCUGUCCUCAACACAGUACAGACCAUCACUGACUCUGGCCUCAACACAGUACUGACCAUCACUGACUCUGGCCUCAACACAGUACAGACCAUCACUGACUCUGGCCUCAACACAGUACUGACCAUCACUGACUCUGGCCUCAACACAGUACAGACCAUCACUGACUCUGGCCUCAACACAGUACAGACCAUCACUGACGCUGGCCUCAACACAGUACUGACCAUCACUGACACUGGCCUCAACACAGUACUGACCAUCACUGACUCUGGCCUCAACACAGUACUGACCAUCACUGACUCUGGCCUCAACACAGUACAGACCAUCACUGACUCUGUCCUCAACACAGUACAGACCAUCACUGACUCUGUCCUCAACACAGUACUGACCAUCACUGACUCUGUCCUCAACACAGUACUGACCAUCACUGACUCUGGCCUCAACACAGUACAGACCAUCACUGACUCUGUCCUCAACACAGUACAGACCAUCACUGACUCUGUCCUCAACACAGUACUGACCAUCACUGACGCUGUCCUCAACACAGUACUGACCAUCACUGACGCUGUCCUCAACACAGUACUGACCAUCACUGACACUGGCCUCAACACAGUACUGACUAUCACUGACACUGGCCUCAACACAGUACUGACCAUCACUGACACUGGCCUCAACACAAAACACUCUGAUACCAUCCUCACUCUGAGAGACACUCAGAAACACUCUGAUACCAUCCUCACUCUAAGAGACACUCAGAAACCCUCUGAUACCAUCCUCACUCUGAGAGACACUCAGAAACACUCUGAUACCAUCCUCACUCUGAGAGACACUCAGAAACACUCUGAUAUCAUCCUGAGAGACACUCAGAAACACUCUGAUAUCAUCCUCACUCUGAGAGACACUCAGAAACACUCUGAUACCAUCCUCAUUCUGAGAGACACUCAGAAACACUCUGAUAUCAUCCUGAGAGACACUCAGAAACACUCUGAUAUCAUCCUCACUCUGAGAGACACUCAGAAACACUCUGAUACCAUCCUGAGAGACACUCAGAAAUACUCUGAUACCAUCCUCACUCUGAGAGACACUCAGAAACACUCUGAUACCAUCCUCACUCUGAGAGACACUCAGAAACACGCUGAUAUCAUCCUGAGAGACACUCAGAAACACUCUGAUACCAUCCUCACUCUGAGAGACACUCAGAAACACUCUGAUACCAUCCUGAGAGACACUCAGAAACACUUGAUACCAUCCUCACUCUGA